AGACUCUCAGACACUCAAAGGAGACGCGUCCUCCGAUCCACAUCGAUAAUAAGAUCUUGUUUGCAGUCUCUGAUGAAUGCCAUCCAACACACAGAAUCUACUGAUUUGUCAAAAAAUUCUAGUAUUAGAACGAAAUCUUCCAACAACUUUUUCUUUUUUUCUUUCUUUUUCUUUUUCUUUUUUUCUUUUUUGUUUUUUAGUUCAACACCCCAACACACUUCUUUAUCAGUGAAAUCUCUCGCUGUCCUGUGUUCUCAGUGCACCCACUACACGUUUCUGUUGCCUCUCUGCCGGGCCUCAGACCAAGACUUCUUCAAAAGCUUGAAGAGUCUCUCUCUCAGAGACAAACCAUUCUUUACCUCCGUAUAACUGUCUAAUCCUCCUCUGUUCUUUCGCUUCCUCUCUCUGCAUUUUUCAGUCGUAGCCUGAAAUUAUGUCUCAUAUCAAAAUUUUCAAUUGGGUGCACUGUAAUUUUUUUGGUGACAAACGUUAAUGGAGUUGAAGAUGGGUCACCUAAUCCUAUACCCACUUCUUUAAAUUUCUCAGAUUUUUCUCUCAUAAACAGAUAAACUCAAACAAACAGUUGCAGUCCUCAAGCUGCAAACUUUUUGAGGCAUUGGACGCUCUGUUUGUGUUUUUCCCUCUUCGCUUCUGGGUCUUCGAAAUGUCAACCGUUGAAAUGUCUCACCACGCCGAUUUGGAGCAAGGGGGUCACCGCCGCUCCGUCACUGGAAGUGACGUCAGCGAAGAUGGUAGUGUGUUCUUCUCAGACGCCGACGAGGGCUCGUGCUAUUCCCAGUUCUAUUCCACGACCGGUGGGUCCUACGACGAGUACAGCUUCGCUUGUGUGUACGAUCCUGAGAUUGGGAACGGCUCGGAUUCUCGGAGAGCGUCUUUGUCUUCGGCCUCGGAUUGCUCGGUCGUGGUGGUGGAGAUUGAGAGUGGGGUCCCCGAAGUCAAGGUGCAGUUGGCGAAAACGGAGAGGGAUUGUAGGAUUUGUCAUCUGGGUUUGGAAAGUAAUAGCCAUGAAUCAGGGGUUCCUAUUGAGUUGGGUUGUUCUUGUAAGGAUGAUCUGGGUGCAGCCCACAAGAACUGUGCGGAGGCCUGGUUCAAGAUUAAGGGAAAUAAGACCUGUGAGAUAUGUCAUUCUGUUGCACAUAAUGUCUUUGCAUCAAAUGAGAUCGAGUCCACGGAGCAUUCAAAUGAGACAAACAAUGCCACAGCUGCAACUACAGUCUUGGCACAAGUGCCCGUAUCGGAGUCACGAAGCUUCUGGCAUGGCCACCGGUUCCUGAAUUUCCUGCUUGCUUGCAUGGUCUUUGCAUUUGUCUUGUCGUGGCUCUUUCACUUUAAUGUGCCAUCAUCGUAAAAUUCUGUAAAAGAGCUGUUGAGUGAAGGGUUUAGAAAAGUUAAAAAAAAAAACAAAAAAGUCUUACAAAAUUGUUGCUGUGAAAGGAGAGUUUCAACAUUCAAGCCUUGGUAGGUUUAUAUAGAUAAAAAUACAACUUAAUCUGCUCCUCCAUACUUGUAGAGUUUGGUUUUUACCAAUGUUUGAAUAUUCCUCAUAUAUUACAACAACUUCUAU
Molecule: messenger RNA, 1585 nt
Organism: Corylus avellana
Lineage: Eukaryota; Viridiplantae; Streptophyta; Magnoliopsida; Fagales; Betulaceae
Molecular function (GO): zinc ion binding
Source: RefSeq, a predicted model, not a curated record